This is a messenger RNA of Erigeron canadensis, 1039 nucleotides long. RefSeq lists its product as uncharacterized. The record is from RefSeq and is a predicted model, not a curated record. NCBI's taxonomy places the organism in Eukaryota, Viridiplantae, Streptophyta, Magnoliopsida, Asterales, Asteraceae. The coding region runs from base 28 to 615 and encodes 195 amino acids. The transcript has 8 exons.
GAGGACAAUAUUUAUGAAGCUGAAGUUAUGAAUGUCAAAUACGUCAUCAACGUUUAUGGAUAUAAAUUUAUAAUAACAUUAGAGGCCUUGGAAGAAGAUGUGGUUGGUGUUUAUGAGGCAACCGUCCUAUGCCAUUGUGAUGAUGGCCGAAGAACACUCUUAAAAUUCAUUCAAUUGCCCUGUCCACCUGUUGGUAGGAAAUUCAAAGGGAUGACUGAGCUGGCCCGUGAGAAAUCUAUGUGUCAAGCUGUGAAAGAGCAAAAGAAGGCCAUUAAAACUGAACUGAAAAUAAGAUGCAAUGCUAUGAAAGACCGGAAGAAAGCAAUUAAGUCUGAACUGAAAAUAAGACGGAAAGCUAUGAAAGGUAAGAGGAGAUCCAGAGAAUCAUCUGACUUUAUCUGCUUGAAGAAACAUUAUAAAAUUGUGAAAGGUGCCUGCCACACCUUUGCUCGAUACAGUCAUAUCAUGCCCAUGGACUGGAAGAUUAAAAGGAGUAAUCCAGAUGAUUGGUUUGUUCCUAACAAGAAUACUGGCUUGCAACCAAGAAGUCAUCAACACUCUUGUGGGGGCUAUGAUUACUAUAAUCCGUUGACAGUGUUCUCAUGCUAUACUUAACAUAAUGAUGAUUUGUACACGCAAUUUAAGUGGGGCGAUGGUCACUCCUAUUGAAGCCUACAACUUCAGCAGUCAGCACAUAUAUGAUGGUGGUGGUUCUUGAGUUAUCUAUUUGGCCUUUUGAAAAGAGGGCAUUGUUUGUUUCGAAUCACCGACGAUAGGUUUCGUUUAGAUAUUAUGUCUUGACCCCUAAACUAUCGUCACUUUUUGUCGAUAACCGAGGUAAAGUGGCGGUGCUUUAGUGUGGUUUUGUAUAUUAAGCAUUUUCUCAACAAGAUUUUCAACAUUUGUUUAGAGCAUGAAUGCAUGAUCUAUCUACACAAGUACAUACUAUUUCAUAUCUACUAUUACACAAAUGUUCCUCCCAACUCUAUAUAUCAUUUGUUAAUCUAGGAGUAUAGUUUAAGAAAAUAUUGCAAAUAUC